CCACAAAACUCCACAAACUCUCUCUCUCAAACUAGGGUUUAGAAAACCUACACAGUAUCACUAGUCAGUCUCUCUCUCUCUCUAAAAUAGUGAUAUAGACACAUACAUGUAUUGUUGAAAAUUAGGGUUUUCAACAGUUCCAGUGAUUGCAAUCUCAAUUUCAAUAUAUCUCUAUACGUGUAUGUUUUUUCAAUGCCUGGAAAUCCAUCCAUACCAUCGUCCACUGCAAACCCUAAACAGAUUGAAGCCUUUUGCUUUCUCAACGAAGGGACUGGCAAUUUCGGCACCACCGCUUCGCCGACACAACUUCUUAUUUCGUUCUUCGAAGAACGCAUGACCCUAAUUUGACUCUGAGCUCUGCAAUUUUUCAUCUUCCGAAUGGCGCCGAGUCGCAGGAAGGGUGGCGGCAGAGCAUCGGCGGCGGCGGCGGCCGCUGCUCGCAAACAGUGGAAAGUCGGCGAUCUUGUUCUCGCCAAGGUCAAGGGCUUCCCGGCCUGGCCUGCAACGGUAAGUGAACCAGAGAAGUGGGGCUAUUCGGCUGAUUGGAAGAAAGUACUUGUAUACUUCUUUGGAACCCAGCAAAUAGCCUUCUGCAACCCUGUUGAUGUUGAAGAAUUUACAGAAGAGAAAAAAGAAUCUCUUCUAGCUAAACGCCAUGGGAAAGGUGCUGAUUUCGGCCGUGCGGUACAUGAGAUUAUUGAAUGCUACGAAAAGUUGAAGAAACAGGACCAAGUUGUUGAGAUUAACUCAGUUGAUGAAGUUACUGUGACAAAUGCAGCCAACUCAGUGGAUGAUUUUGCAGCAAAUGAUCAGAUUGAGGCUCCUUCGGCGAUCCUUGAUUCAUGUGUAAAGACGCCUUAUUCUACUGGGGAUAAGAAUGAGUCAAGCCUUCCAGUUGGAGGUGCUGCAGAUGCAACGCAGGCAGAUGAUGUUUUGCGUGAUAGGGAGACAUCAUCUGAGGAGCCUAUUGAUAGUUUGGUAGUUACAAAAAAACAUUUGGCAAAUACAUUCUCGUUAAAAAAAAGACUUGGAGGUGUACAAACACAAAGUUCUGUCUCACAGAAAAGGGGGCCAUCUGUUCGUAGGUCUAGAAGUUCAUUAAGGGUUGACGCCAGUAGAUUCCAAAAGAUGUUUCCAUCUAGUAAUGGCAGUACAGCUGCUGGGGAUGUAGCUGCUAAUGUUUUGCAGGAUGGGUCGGUGAGAAGGAGCAAACGAAUCAGGAAAUCACCUGAUGUCUCUGAAGGGCAUGACACAGGUUCAUCUGCUUUUCUUUCAAAUGGUAGCAUUGAGGAAAAUGGUUCUGAAAUUGCCACGGUUGAUUCGGACACUUUCAGUCUAACUGAAGGCAGCACUGUAGACUCUUGUUGUAAACUUCUGCAGCCUGAGUCCAUUAAUGAUUGCUACGAGGGAGAAGUUGAGUUGAGCCAAAUGCCUGAUUUCCGAAAAAUGCCUGUCUUCACUAAGAAGAAAAGGAAACCUAAUAGAAAACGGGUGACUACUGAUGUUCCUGAGACUACUGGUAAACUAAAUAAUGAGGCAGGUUCAGAGAUUGAAGUGCAUAGAACCGGACAAAUUUCACCAAACUCUCAUGAAAAGUUGAAUGAAAAGUAUUCCAAAGAAGGUGGUGAUGAGCAUCUUCCAUUAGUGAAACGAGCCAGGGUUCGGAUGGGCAGACCAUCUUCUAUGGUGGAGGAGUGCAAUACGAGCAUACAAUCAGACGAGAAAUUAUUAGAAGUGUCAAAUAGCUUCUCUAAUCAGGUUUCCACAUCCUCAAAUUGCAAAGAAGAUGGUCCUCCUGAUAAACACUCAUUUGUGGUGAAGGAAGCUACAGAAAAUUCAUCACUACAAAACAAAUGCCCUCCUCAAUCUUCAGUUGAUAAGCCUCAGAUCUGGGAAGUCAAGAAAAAUAAACCAUUUGGUUGUGCAGUGGAUGGUGAAGCUGCUUUACCUCCAUCUAAACGCCUUCAUCGUGCCCUGGAAGCUAUGUCAGCUAAUGCUGCUGAAGAUGGUCAAACUGAAGCACCGUCAGUCAUGAAGACGUUAAUUAGUGGAGGAUGUUUUUCCCCCGUGAGAGACUCCCAUCACAUGUCUAUGGAAAGUAGAGCAGGGAAUGAAUUUGGGGUGCAGAACGCAGAUGUUCUUGGCCAGAAUGUUUCUCAGGAUGGUAUCUCCAGUUUCUCUACCAGUUUGGGUCCUGCAGCACCAAAGGAAAGUGCAAAAUCUUCUGUAGAAGUUGCAAUUUGUAAUGGAUCAGUCAGAAGUUCCAGUAGCCCGGAACGUGAGUUAUGCAAAGAUAUACAUAUGGAGGCUUUGGACCAUUCUGAUUUCAGAGGUAUUGGUGUUUCAUCUUCAGCUACUCAAACUAAUGAAGUUAGGGUUGUGGCCCAAAGUCCAAAACCGUUAUCACCUGAUCCUGGAAAAGAACAGGCCUGUCUCAGAUGCAAUCAAGGUUCACUGGCUCAGAUGUUGCCUUUGAAGGAUGAAUGCAAUAGUGAGAAUCGUGACUUAAGCAACCAUAAAGCUGGAAAACCUCUGAAUGAACUUGAUCCAUCAGAACAUUCUGGGAUGAGUUCAAAUCCUGUCUCAGGGGCUGUUGAUGGUAAAGUUUCACCACAAAAUGAUACUAAUUUACUUCCAUGCAGCACAGAGGGUAAUUGUUCUGGAGCUACCAAGUUGUGGAAACUUCCACUACAUGUGAACAACCAAGCUAAUGGAAUGUCUGAGGCUGUGAAAGAAAUUAAACCAACACAGAGGGAUUCUAGUAUUCAAAUUCCCACAUCAGUAAAGCUUACGGCGGCUGCUGCUACUGAGGGUCCACCAAAAUUACCUCGUUCCACUUCCAUAUCUGAUGAUCAUUUGGGUGAUAAGGGUAUCUCAGGUAUCCAGUCAUCUUCAUCUCCAACAGAUGGAUUAGACUCUCCUGCACGCACGUCGCCCCCUAAUGCUUCAAUUUGCAACAUUUCUACAUCAGAUAAUGAUAAAAUUCUUGAAAAUAAUGGCUGUUGUAGCCCUGAUGUUAAUUUGGUCCAAGCAAAAUCCAAAAAUGUGGGCAAAUGGAGCAAUAAAGCAGAACCAACAGCUGCUCUGGCAUCUUUUCAGGCUGUUCUUGGAACAUUGACAAGGACAAAGGAGAGCAUUGGUCGAGCAACGCGCAUUGCCAUUGAUUGUGCAAAGUUUGGUAUUGCUGCUAAGGUGGUGGAAAUUCUUGCCCGUAAUUUGGAAAGUGAAUCAAGUUUACGCAGAAGGGUUGACUUGUUUUUCCUCGUGGAUUCUAUUACUCAGUGCUCUCGUGGCUUGAAAGGUGAUGUUGGUGAUAUAUAUCCUUCAGCAAUCCAAGCAGUGCUGCCACGUUUAUUGUUGGCUGCUGUUCCUCCUGGAAAUAAUUCACAAGAAAAUCGUAGGCAGUGCUUGAAGGUUUUGAAGCUCUGGUUGGAAAGAAGGAUCCUUCCGGAUUCCAUUAUUCGUCAUCAUAUUCGAGAGCUCGAAUCUGUCACUGGUUCAUCUUCUUCUGGUGCUUUUGCUCGGCGCCCCAUGAGAACAGAAAGGGCUUUUGAUGAUCCUAUUAGGGAAAUGGAGGGUAUGCUUGUCGAUGAAUAUGGAAGCAAUUCAAGUUUUCAGCUUCCCGGUUUUUGUAUGGGGCCUAUGCUCAAGCAUGAAGAUGAAGGAAGCGAUUCUGAUGGUGGGAGUUUUGAGGCUGUUACUCCUGAACAUAAUUCUGAAACCCCUAAAAAACAGGAAAUAAUCCCAGUAACUGCAACAACUGGAAAACAUAGACAUAUCUUGGAAGAUGUUGAUGGUGAGCUUGAAAUGGAGGAUGUAUCUCCCACUUGUGAAGUUAAUGUGAAUUCCACCUGUAAUGGUGGCAUCGAUACCGCACAGACUAUGCAUCCUCGGUUUGAAAGACAUUUCCCACUUUCCUUUGCCCCACCCUUACCUCAGGACGUGCCACCAUCAUCUCCUCCUCUGCCAACAUCUCCACCACCAUUACCACAAACCGUUCCGCCUCCACCACCUCCUCCUCCUCCUCCGCCUCCGCCUCCACCUCCACCGCCACGUCUUAUGCCUGAUCCUAUUUCGAAUGAUCUUGAUUCGAAGCUCUACGUGGGUACACAUAAUAUCAAAGAAAAUUUGCACCAGCCUAUUAUUCAGCAGCCUGUUGCACCAAGAAUAAACUCAGUAACCUCAGAUGCAGUGUGUUAUCAGGCUCCUGAAUCCCGAGAUGUUAAGAUACAAACGCAGACACCAGAUUCUGCUUCUUUCAACAGUGUUCCUGUGUCCCAUCCACUAAUUCGACCUGUGAAUAGUGCUCAACAGACAGAUGGUGCCACCUUCCACAAUAGGGCCUAUCAUUUGCGUCCUCCUCAACCUGCAUCAUCAAAUCAGUUCUCUUAUGUUCAGGCUGAUCAACGAGUGCAGUCACUGAGGGAGGUGCCUCCCCCUUCGUACCCUAACAGGCCCCAUUUUGUGCAGAGCACGGAUGGUGGAAAUUAUUAUAAUACUGACCACGAUAGAAUGAAGAUGGUCCCACACGAGUUUAGGGAGAGCUGGCAGUUUUCUGGGCCCCCAUUUUCUGAUACAUACUAUCCUCCUGAUCAUGUGAGAGGGUCAUAUCCACCUGCUCCAUAUGCUGGCCCACUGUGUGAACCACCAUUACCAAACCAUGGGUGGGGUUACCCUCCCCGGGCCAUGAACCAUAGAGAACUUGCGCCUCAUAGACCGCCAUCUGAAGGUCCAAUCCCAGUGCCCAUCAGAGGGAGGUGGGUUGAGUUUGAUAGUAAGGAGGGGAUUGAGAAUGGGAUGCUUGUUUUGAGAGAUAUGGAGGAGAUUAACAAUCCUUUGAUGGGUGCUUCUGAAUCAGUCCCUCAAAAAUCCAUUCAUGAUUUCUCAGUCAAGGAUAGCAAGGGUAAGGAGGUGGAUCUCAGCACAUACAAAGGGAAGGUUCUUCUUGUUGUCAACGUUGCCUCCAAAUGUGGGUUAGCAGAUUCAAACUAUACCCAACUGACUGAAGUUUACAACAAAUACAAAGAAAAAGGAUUUGAGAUCUUGGCCUUUCCAUGCAAUCAGUUCCUGCAUCAGGAGCCCGGUACAAGCGCUGAGGCACAAGAUUUCGCAUGUACAAGAUACAAGGCAGAAUACCCAAUUUUCCAAAAGAUACGCGUUAAUGGGCCAGAUACAGCACCUGUCUACAAAUUCCUCAAAGCAAGUAAAGGUGGAUUUCUUGGGUCCAGGAUCAAAUGGAACUUCACCAAGUUUUUAGUUGAUAAGGAAGGCGUAGCUAUCUGUCGUUAUGGCCCAACAACUGCUCCAUUAGCUAUUGAGGCAGACAUUCAGAAAGCAUUGGGAGACGUUUGAUGGACUUAAAAAUUAGCUUUGUUGAAAACUGAAUUGAUUCAGCAGAUGACAUAAAUAAAACUGAAGCAAAGAAAGUCUUGUUUUUGUUUAAUUAUCUGAAGUGUGUUCCCUAUUUUGAGUAUUGAAUUUGUUGAUAGUAGUGAUGUUACUAGUUUCAAAUCUUUCUGCACUUCGUUUGAUUACUGUAGAAAAUCUACUUUUGGAUCCAAGCUAUGAGUUGUAUGUAACUUUGAAGUUGUUUAGUGUGUAGUGUAAGUUGUUUUUGCUUAAUUGAAAAGGGUUGCUUGUGGCUUUCCUUGGUUCACUGAA
Molecule: messenger RNA, 5661 nt
Organism: Camellia sinensis
Lineage: Eukaryota; Viridiplantae; Streptophyta; Magnoliopsida; Ericales; Theaceae
Source: RefSeq, a predicted model, not a curated record